AGUGAAACGGUGAUUUAAACCGGUUAAUCAAACCCCGGAGCUUCACUCUCAAACCCUCAUCUCUACACCAACAUGGAGCUUCUCUCUCAAAUGUGUCUUCUGCUCCUGUGUGGAUUCACCUUUGUGAACGGAGACGGUAAGAAAAUCACGGCUGAGAUUAUUCAGAUGUUUUUGUUUUAUCGACUAAAUUCAAGACAAACUUGUUUUCGUUAAUGUCCUGUCAGUUCGGCGGAAGUGUGAAGCGUUUUCCGCAAAAAUGCGCGUCUAUUCUGAACUUUACGAUAAGUAGUAAUUGUCUGUGAACCCAAAUAAACAAGGAAACUGAUUCAGAAUCGGAACCAGAACCAGAACUGGCCAAGUAUGAGUAGCUACACAUACAAGGAAACUGACUGAGCUGAGGCUGAAACUGGAAACGUUUUUUUAAUCCCAAAAGUAUUUAGUGUAUUUAAAAGGAAAAACAGAGUUAAAAAAAAACUCAUAAUUAUUCUUUUCAGUGAUGAAUCUUUGCUUAAUGAACUUUUUACAGGGAUAAAUCUGACAGAGGAAUGUGUUUUAAUGCCUUUAUCAGGAUACUCUUACUUACUUUUGCAUAAUAUACAAAGGUUGUAAAUUCACUUUAUAUGUAUUUCUCCAGACUUCUACCCAAUAAGUCAGAUAUGGUAAUAUAAGCGUAUUGUGUAAUAAGUAUAAAGUUUUAUGGUUUAAUUGUCUUGUCAGACCCAAAAUGCUGAUACUCCUAGCCAAUUUCGACCUAACAUAGUUUAUUUGAGGUUUGCAACUGAGAUUGUGGUCCAUUUUCACCGCUAAAAAAGUACACUCAUACACCCUUUUUAUCUUAGUAUUAUCAACACUCACUUUAGUCUCUGUAUUUGGUUAAAUUGGUCUCUUUCCAAACACUAUGAACUGUGUCUUGGUCCUGUUUAGAAAGAGUUUAUUCUCAUCAAACCAUAAUUUCAGUUUACUCAAUUUCACUGAGGUAUCCUGCAAAAAAAUAAGAAUAAGAAGAACUGUAUUAAUAAUUAUUUAUUAUUAUUUUUAUAUUGUAUGUAUUUUUUAUUAUUAUUUAUACAUUAUUUGUAAUAUUAUAAUAUUUUAUUAUUUUUAUAUUUUUUAUAUUUUUAUAUUUAUUAUUAUAUUAUGUUUAUAUUUUUAAUUAAAUUUUUAUCAUAUUUUAUAUAUUAUAUUUUUUAUUAUUGAUUAUAUAUUUAUUAUAUAUUUAUAAUUAUGUUUUUAUUAUAUUAUGAUUAUUAUUAUAUUGCUAUUAUUGUAGUACCAUCUGCAAAAAUAACAAAUUUACACUAGAGCCGUCACAUAUAUCAUUUAUAUUAUUUAUAUGUAAUUGUAGAGGACAGAGUUUGUUAUAACGUUGUUUGUACAUUUCUAGAUUUAACAUGUGCAGCUGUGGUUCUCAGGGUCAUUUAAUACCUGCGGAGUAUUAUCUGUUACUGUUUUACAUUUCUCAGUAAAUUCAUCAGAGUAAAGGGGAAUUUCCGUCUUUGAUUUGAGUUACGGUAAAAACUCAACCUUUUCCGGAUGAUGUCGUCGUUUGAGCCGCACCUCUGAUGUCCGUGUUGGUUCAGCGCACUUCUUCAGGUCCAAACAGGACUCAUGUUGAAACACAGAGAUCACAGUCAGAUCAUCAUCACCACGCUGACUCACAGCUGCGCAACACUGGAGUGUACCCAGUCAGACGUCAUGCCAACCCUCUUGACAUUCCCUUAGUUUGAACAUGUUCACUCUGGACCACAAUCUACCUGUUGAUGAAAUAAACGGAUGUUAACGUUGCUGUUUUUUCUCAUCUUCCAGGAGCAGCUGUGAUUGGAGCAAAAGAAGACGGGGAUGUUGAUUUUCCCUGUUCCCUCAGGCCCGGGGGGGACUUUGAGUUUUGGAUGUAUGACUGGAAGAAAGGCGAUCACAUGGAGGUGCUGAUGUACGAUGAAGGCUUAACUCAUGAUACAGGAUUCACAGUUCCAGAUACUCAGUUUGUAGGUCGAGUCUCAUAUCUGGAAGAUCAACUAGGAUCCGGCGCGCCUUCCAUCAACAUCACAAAGACCAACAAGUCUGACAGCUGGAACUACAGCUGUGAGUUUUCAGAUCGUGAGUGGAAUCAGAGGGUCUUCAUCGAGCUUGUUGUUGGUGAGUUCUUCAGUCGGAGACACCGAUUUACUGCCAGGAGAGUCACAGACGGACUGAAUUAACCCGUCAGUUCCUAACCUUUCACUCUCAUGUAGUUUUUCUUGUAGAUGCUGUCUUUACCUCGUGAGGUUUAUUUCACUCAAACUGCAUUUUGUACCCCUCAUUUUAGGUUGUUUGAUAUACUCUGAGUUAAAGCUCCUGUGAGGUUUGUGUCAGAUUUGGCGCCCCCCUGUGGACAGCGCAGUCUUUGUUCAUUGCUGACUUUUUACAGUAUUACUUUGAGUGAAUACAUUAUAUCGUAAAUGUUACCCACUGACACCCACCCCCUCACGCCUGUUUCAGGUGUUAAAAAUUAAAAUAUAAAAAUCAUCAAUCUUUUUACUGAUGAUCUCAUUUGCUUUUGAACAUCAGAAAAAGACACAGAUAUGUGUUUCAGCCCAUUUCAUAACAGUCGAAAAACUCAUAGAAGCGUCACCCUCGAUUUCCACCACAUCCUGAACGGCUACGAAAAGGCUGUGUCCGCUCAUCGUAACCAUUCAAGUUAACGUGUCAAUUUCCACCGGCUUCUUUCCGCUUCUUUCCUCUGAAAGGACACAAUCUACUGCUUUUAUAAUUAGCUUAUGUGGCUGAAGACAACUUGUUAUCGUGUGAUUGCACGUGAGUUCUCACGAUUCCUGCUCUCCGUAAUCCGCCAUGAAAUUCGCCUCACAAACUGAUCUGGUAGGAAUUGGCGUAUGGCGGAAAUCCCAGGUUAUACAGAAAAAAAUAGACACUGUAGUACAGUAUAAUCUCCAGCAGGUGUCCUCAGAGCUCUCCAAAUUCUGUUUUUUAUACUUCCGUUAUCUGUGUAAAUGCUAAUGUUGUAUUUUGUUUUGUUUUUAGAGUGUAACCUAAAGGAAACCACAGUGGAAAACAGACAAGGUGAGUUCUGGUUCUGAUGAUGGGAGAGGAGAGGAGCAGGAUUAAUCUGUUCUAUUAAUCUGGAUUUUAUCCCCUCUUGUCUGCAGUGAUUCUGUGAUUUAUGAUUUAUAUUUCCUCCACUGUUAUGAUUAUUUAUCCCGCUCUUCUGUGUCUUUCCCCUUUUUUAUAUCUUAAAAAACACCCAAAAACACGAGACCUCGAUAUUCUUGUAUUAUUAACACUUUGUGCACAUGCGCAGGUCAAAGGCCAUUUGUCGGCUCCAAGAAUGACACAGAGGUCCGGGCUCUGCUGCAGUGUCCGGUUAAUAGUUCUGGAAACAUCCUCCGCACUGAAGAAGAAGAGACCACAGAAGCUGCUGUGACCAAGAUCGACCACUACAGCUGUGUGGUAACACGGGAGAUUUGUGCUGACGACCGUCUCAGGAUAGUGAAAUGCUGUAAGAUUCUUUCUUUGUUAUCAUGAUUAACAGUGAUUUAGAGCUUUUACCUGUGCUCAGACUAAACACAGAGUGACAUUCAAUUAUUAUGACAAGUGAAAAGAAGAACAGGCUCAAUUCAGUCGUCAGGUUCACCUUCUCUUGGUGUCACCUGUCACAUUCAGUCUGCUCUCUGUCCAAUCAGCACACACUCUGAGUGACACUAACUUUCUGUUCUCAGAUCGGUCUGCACCCAUACUUUUGUAUAUUUUCAUCAUCUGUGUUGUUCUGAUCUUUGCCAUCGCCGUCGCCCUGUGUGUGCUCUGCGCCAAGAGACGCAUCUGCUGUAAAAAAGGUAAGACUAUAAAAUAUUCACUCUUGAUUGAAACAGUCUCUCUCUGUCUGUUUGCUGUUUAGACUCUUGACAGAUGUUUCAUCUCCUCAGACCUGCAGUUUUAGCUUUGACAAUGGUUGUGUUUGUUUAUAUACUAUUUAAUUUAACUGAUGUUAGAUCAAUUCCCAGAAAAGUUGGCAACUCAGUAACAAAAGUUUCCUAAACUCCACACGUAACAAACUUCAGGAUGAGUACUCCGUCCAUCUGCGCUCAAACUGAACAAGGAAGUGAAUGAAACACCAAACUCCGGGGUCUUUUGUGUUUAGAUAUUAUUUUUUAUUAGCAGAGCGGGGGUAGUUUUGUUAAACUGUUUCAAAAUAUAGAAAACCGUGUGCUUUUUGUUGCAUGACAUUCAUAUCAAAGGUUUAAAUCUUCAUCCAGUUAUAUAAGUUUAUUAUUUAAGUUUAAGUUUAUUAUUUUCUUUUUGUAUAAACUUUAUAAUACAGAAGAGGAUUAAAGGUCCAAUGUUUACAUAUUUUUAUUGUUAUUCUGAGAAAAAAAAGUCAAAAUUUUGAGAUUUACUUUUUUCUCAGAAUUCUGACUUUAAUCUUGAAUAAAAAAAUUGGAAUAAAAGUAAUAUUUAUCCAGAAAGCUGUACUCUCUUUGUGAUGUUAAGUCUGUGUUUAUUCUUACAGAUGAAAAAUCAGAAUCAAUGGAAUCUAUGCUCUAAGGGAAGAAGAGGAGCCGUCCUAAAGUCUUUGUAUUAUCAUGAUGGGUGUUUGUCUUGUCACAGGAGGAGACGAGACAAACAAAGACUACUUUGUCCACCAGGGGGCACCAGAAGUGACACAAAGUGAAAGUUACUGAUAAGCGCUUUAAGCAAUGAGUUUUACACACAUUCACACACCUACUACUGUAUAAAUUGAAAGCACCUGACAUGUCUUUACACAUUUAAGGGGGUGGCCUAGGUAAUAACAUAAAUAAUAACAAUGCAGCCAUACAAAUAAUACCAAUGAAUGACUGAUGAAUGAUGUUCAGGGGGCCACAUAUGGUUUUUAAUCUCAAAACGUAACACAUUCAGGAUGCUCAGUGCACAUUAAACAGCAGGAGGUACAUAACGGUAGAGGAGCUUUGACUUAUCAGCAGUAAGAAUCAUCGGCCUACAUCAGCAGCAGCACUAAAAUGUUUUUAUUUUAUUUUAUUUUUACAAUAAUAUAUAUUUGAUCAUACAUAAAGCUUCACUCAUACAUGUAAAAUAUAAAAAAAUAUAUUAUUAUUAUUAUUAUUAUUAUUAUUAUUAUUAUUAUUGUUAUAUAUAUUUUUUAUUGCUCUUGGGGGCCCCCUACUGCUCACACAUAGUGACUGCAUCAUGAUUUAAUACACAGGAAAUGUGAAACAGAGUUGUGUUUUUGUGCAAAAGCUUUUGUGUUUUCUUUCAGCAAAGUAUCAUUUUUGUUUGCACUAUGUAAAUACUUUUAAUUUUGUGAAACUGAGUUUUAAGUAUAAAAUAUGCGAAACGAUGUUUUGAUUUCUGGAGAGAAGUGACACUCAGAGAUUAUUUUCCCAAUGUGCCCGAUUUAAAUUAUAUUUUUUUACACAAGUUUUAGUUUCCCUUUAUGUGAUUCGUGAGUUUGUUAUUCAUGAGUUCAGUUAUUCAUGGC
Xyrichtys novacula (pearly razorfish) is the source of this 5467-nucleotide messenger RNA. Lineage: Eukaryota; Metazoa; Chordata; Actinopteri; Labriformes; Labridae. The record is from the annotation of a GenBank genome assembly.